AGGGCGAACGGACCCGAUACCCAUUGAUUAUUGAGGACGCCGGCGAUCUCAUGCUUCUUAGAAGAGUUGCACGUGAUAUAUCCCUUUCACGCACAUUUAUUCAAGUAUUUUCAACACAAAAAUCCUAUUUACCACACAUUUCAUUCUUUGAAUCCCGCAGACGCACGUUUCACACCACAUUUGCUAUUCACAGAAUGGCCAAACCAAGUGGAAACCGAUUGAAUUGGCAAAUAACAGAGGAGUUGAUAAAAUCUUCUACAGAGGAACUUAUACAGAAAAGCAAACAUAUUUAUGAUUCUAUUGGUAAAGUCACCUCGGAUGAAGCAAGUUUUGAAACUGUCAUCAAGCCCCUAAUGGCUGUUGACAGAGAAUACGCAGUGGAAAGGAACAACAUUGACUUUGUACAGCAUGUGUUUGAAGACAAAACUCUACGAGACGCAAGUUCAGCAGCAGAUAAAAGACUUAGUGAAUUUGAUGUUGAAAUAAGCAUGCGGCAAGACGUGUUCCAGUCAAUUGUGGACUUUGAGAAGAAAGGUCUUGAUGGAUUAACGGCCGAACAAAAGCGCUACGUAGAGAGACAAAUAAAAAUUGGGAAAAGGAACGGUCUGCAUCUGUCCAAGGAGGUGCAGGACAAGAUAAAGGAGAUCCAGAAGAAGAUGAGUGGUCUGUCUAUAGACUUCAACAAGAACCUCAACGAAGAAAACACAGUCCUAGAAUUUACAGUUGAAGAACUUGCUGGUCUGCCUGACAAUUUCAUAAAAGGAUUGGACAAGACAGAGGAAGGGAAGUGCAAAUUGACAUUAAAGUAUCCCCACUACUUCCCUUCUAUGAAGAAAUGUAUGAAUCCCCAAACUAGAGAGAGGUUGGAGAAUGCAUUUAAUAGCAGGUGUAUAGUGGAAAACACAAAAAUAUUGGAGGAAUUAGUUCAACUGCGACAUGAGAAAGCCCAGAUUCUUGGGUACAAAACCCAUGCGGAAUUUGUGCUGGACAUGCGCAUGGCAAAGACCCCUGAAGCUGUAGAGAAGUUCCUCACUGAACUGGCAGUGAAACUUGAGCCACUAAAACAAGCAGACCUCGCCAAUUUCCUGAAAUACAAACAAGAGGAGUGUGAGAAGCAUGGCUAUACCUUUGACGGCAAGGUGAACAUGUGGGACUACCGCUACUACAUGACAGUGGUGGAGGAGCAGCAGUAUGCAGUGGACCAGAACGUACUCAAGGAGUACUUCCCUAUGAAUGUCGUCACCAAGGGACUCUUAGAUAUAUACCAGGAACUGCUGAGCCUUGACUUUGAGCAGGUGGAGGGAGCUGAAGUUUGGCACAAGGAUGUUUCCAUGUACAGUGUGAAGGACAAGGCCACCAAGGCAUUGAUGGGCUACUUCUACCUGGACUUGUUCCCCAGAGAAGGAAAGUACGGACAUGCUGCCUGCUUUGGGCUCCAGCCCGGGUGUCUAGCAGGUGAUGGGUCUCGACAGGUUGCAGUGGCAGCUAUGGUGGCUAACUUCACCAAGCCAGAACCAGGCCAGGAGUCCCUGCUGACGCAUGAUGAGGUGGAGACAUUCUUUCAUGAGUUUGGUCAUGUGAUGCAUCAGAUUUGUUCGCAAGCGGAAACUGCCUUCUUUAGUGGUACCAAUGUGGAGAGAGACUUUGUAGAAGCCCCGUCUCAGAUGUUGGAGAACUGGUGCUGGGAGAAGGAACCUCUCCGCAGAAUGUCCGCCCACUUCCAAGAUGGCCGCCCCAUUCCUUCCGAGAUUCUCAACAAGCUCAUGGCCAGCCGCAUGGCCAAUGCAGGCGUGUUUAAUGCGAGGCAGAUCUUGUUGGGGACUUUUGAUCAGACCAUUCACACGCGCGAAAAGGUUGAUACAGCCAAGGUGUUCUCAGAGUUGUCUGAGCGACUGCUGGGUUUCCCCUCCACACCGGGGACCAACAUGCCUGCCUCCUUUGGUCACCUGGCUGGGGGCUAUGAUGCUCAGUACUAUGGCUACAUGUGGAGUGAGGUCUAUUGUAUGGACAUGUUUGCCUCCCGCUUCAAAAAGGAAGGUGUGAUGAGUAGCACAACCGGGCAGGACUAUCGACGAUGUAUUCUUCACCCUGGUGGAUCACUGGAUGCCAGCAAGAUGUUGGUGAACUUCCUGGGCCGGGAACCACAACAGGAGGCUUUCCUCAUCAGCAAGGGCCUUCAUGUGGACAGCAAUCUCUGAACUGGGAACCGGCAUUCCAUUUUAUUGGGGUGAUUUUCUGAGAAAAAUGGGCUUAAUACAUGUGGCUUAAGUGUUACAUGGUGUGAUAAGGGCUGGGGAGACUUGGCUAAUCGUCCCAGAUUAGCCCCUGCAGUCCAUAACUUUUCUAAAAUGAGUGAAAGAGUGAGGAUGUAUUCAUUGUAUGAUGUAUGAUAUUUAUGCCCCCUUUUCAAAGAAAAAAAGUGGCAUAUAGUGAUCAGACUGUCCGUCUGUCUGUCUUUCCGUCACACUUUGCGUUUAGGUUUCGAAAAAUGCUCAUAACUUCUAUGUCCCUUGAGAUAUAACCUUCAUAUUUGGUAUGCAUGUGUAUAUGGACAAGGCCUUUCCAUACGCACACACAUUUUAACCCCUGUGACCUUGACCUUGAACUUAGGGUCCGCAUUUAGGUUUCAAAAUCUGUGUCUAGGUUUCGAAAAAUGCUCACAACUUCUAUGUCCCUUAAGAUAUAACUUUCAUAUUUGGUAUGCAUGUGUAUAUGGACAAGGCCUUUCCAUACGCACAAAAAAAUUUACCCCUGUGACCUUGACCUGGAACUUAGGGUCCGCGUUGAGGUUUCAAAAUCUGUGUUUAGGUUUCAAAAAAUGCAUAUAACUUCUAUGUCCCUUGAGAUAUAACCUUCAUAUUUGGUAUGCAUGUGUAUAUGGACAAGGCCUUUUCAUACGCACACAAAAUUUUACCCAUGUGACCUUGACCUUGAACUUAGGGUCCGCGUUUAGGUUUCGAAAUCUGCGUUUAGGUUUCGAAAAAUGCUCAUAACUUCUAUGUCCCUUGAGUUAUAACCUUCAUAUUUGGUAUGCAUGUGUAUAUGGACAAGGCCUUUCCAUAAGCACUCAAAAUUUUACCCAUGUGACCUUGACCUUGAACUUAGGCUCCGUGUUUAGGUUUCGAAAUCUGCGUUUAGGUUUUGAAAAAUGCUCAUAACUUCAAUGUCCCUUGAGAUAUAACCUUCAUAUUUGGUAUUCAUGUGUAUACAGACAAGGCCUUUCCAUACGUACACUAAUUUUGACCCCUGUAACCUUGACCUUGAACUUAGGGUCCGCAUUUAGGUUUCGAAAUCUGUGUUUAGGUUUCAAAAAAAGCUCAUAACUUCUAUCAAGCGUUUAUAGGGGGCAUAAGUCAUCCUAUGGUGACAGCUCUUGUUUUCUUAUGUUUUCAAAAAUUAAGUCUGUCUUUGUAUACACCAGAAUGUACUAUACAAUUCAGAAACUGUUUACACCAGUGCAUUUGUGUUUUUAAAUGGUGUAUUAUGUUUGAUAAUAAUAUUCCUUUUGUGUUACUAUCAAUGAGUCAUGGCUUAGGAUUUCCAACAUUUAUGAAAAUAUUUUUGAAAAUUGUUCUUUAUUUAUAACAUUCUCUAUCAAAGGGACUACCUUAUUUAAAAAGGCCACAAAGAAGAAUCUUCUUAAAACAGUUACUUUGAAAAAAAGGCAAAUAAUAACUUAUACAACUCUCUACAUAUGCUGAUCAAAUAGUAAAUGCAUUCACAGAUAAAAUCAUUUUAUAAUAUGAGCUUGUUUGUUUGGCUCAUUUAAAGUAUGCAUUUUGAUGUCAAAUUGUUAGUAUCCUAUAUAUCCCUUUGUUGGAAAGGGUCAUUUUCCAAGCCUGAUAGUUUCUUAUAUAAAAUUUAAAUAUUGUAUGAUGUGUUGUGAAAAAUUACUAUAAUGAACUACCCACUCUCAGUAUUAUAUCAGUUAAUUUAAAUGAACAUGAUUUCAAUAAAUGCAAUACAAAUAGUAUUACAUGUAUUUAAUUGUAUUAUUGAUAUAAUAAUAAAAUAUGGGAAAACCAGUCUUAACGCAUUUGAGUUAAGUGUCAUCCCAGAUUUACAUGUGCAGUCCUCACAGGCUAAUCACAGAUGACAUUCCCUGCUUGUAUGGACAUUUUUGUUAAAGGAAGUCUAUUCUUAACAAAAAUCCAAUCAAGGCAAAGUGUCCUUCCAGUGCAGACUGCACAGGCUAAUAUGGGACAACACUAAGCAUAUCAAUUAAGCCCUGUUUUCCCAGCACACUAAUAAUAUUUUAUUUAUGUAAUGAUAACAUUAAUAAUUUAUACUUUGAAAAAUAAUGUAAAACAAUUUUGUAGAACGAACAAAGUGCAAACAUACAAGAAGAAUAAAAUUAAUUUCAA
Dreissena polymorpha is the source of this 4364-nucleotide messenger RNA. RefSeq names its product thimet oligopeptidase-like. Gene Ontology annotation, molecular function: metalloendopeptidase activity. The transcript has 18 exons. NCBI's taxonomy places the organism in Eukaryota, Metazoa, Mollusca, Bivalvia, Myida, Dreissenidae. Gene Ontology annotation, biological process: proteolysis; peptide metabolic process. Gene Ontology annotation, cellular component: mitochondrial intermembrane space. The coding region runs from base 51 to 2198 and encodes 715 amino acids. The record is from RefSeq and is a predicted model, not a curated record.